This is a messenger RNA of Oreochromis niloticus (Nile tilapia), 1072 nucleotides long. RefSeq lists its product as uncharacterized. The transcript is spliced from 4 exons. The coding region runs from base 300 to 1052 and encodes 250 amino acids. NCBI's taxonomy places the organism in Eukaryota, Metazoa, Chordata, Actinopteri, Cichliformes, Cichlidae. The record is from RefSeq and is a predicted model, not a curated record. Gene Ontology annotation, cellular component: membrane.
GUGAAAAACAUGGCCCUUUUAGAUGCAUAUUGAAGUACUGGUACUUUGUUGUGCACUUAAAUUUAAAACUGUUUCCUUAACAAUGAUUUCAGUUCUUUUCAACAAUUGUUAACCGGUGCCAAAGGGCUCUGAGUGGAAAUUAGAGAGGAGAUGCUUUUGUGUUUGAUUUUGCACUGACAGUCUGUGACAAGGAAACAAAGUUGUGAAAAGAGGUGGGCUUUGUGGGUUCCAUCAUUGCUGUAAACAGAAGUAACACACCGAUGGCUUUGAUGGUGUUGCGUUAAGCUUAAGACUAUACAAUGUUUUUCUUGGUGGUACUGGCGCUGCUGUUCUGCACUGAGGCACAAGACCUCCAAAACGUGUUUCUCCUUCAUGGAAGUGAUUUACAACUAGAUGUAAAGAAAUCUGUUGUACUUGACAAAAAGACUGACUUUUUCUGGAAGUUUAAUACCACUAAUUAUGUUGGUAAACUUAGUUAUAAUAAAGAGGCAGUAGUGUUUGACGGUUAUGAAGAAAGAGCUGAGGUCUUUGGACAAAAUUUCUCUUUGGUAUUAAAGAAUGUAAAACACAGCGACAGUGGAGAUUAUACUGCAGUUGUGGUUGGAGGACAAGAGCAAAGUAUAGCUGAAUACAAGGUCAUAGUCCAAGAUCCAGUAUCUCAUGCUGACCUGACAGUGGACCAUCUUUCCAGCAGCUCAGACUCCUGUAACCUCACUGUGACCUGCAGCACAGUGGACUUUAACAUCAGCAGUACUUUUAGAUGUGAUGCCCAAAACUGCCUGCAGGUGGAAGAAAAGAGCUUAAAGGUCUCAAAAUAUUUUUCUUCUCUGAUUGUUUACUUGCAGCAAGAUACCAUCUUUUGUAAUCAUAGCAACAAAGUGAGCUGGAAAGCGAACAAGACGGUGAUCAAGCCGUACUGUGAAAGAAAAUCAGGUUCAGAUGGUAUCUCCGUCUGUGUGGUGAAGACAGUCGUGUUCUCUGUCGGUCUGAUUAUCAUGGUGUUUGCUGUCAUCAGCGUGCAUCUCAUGGAGAAGAAAAAGAAGCAAAAAUAAACCUUUCUAAUGCAUAUAAA